Vitis vinifera (wine grape) is the source of this 7756-nucleotide messenger RNA. Its product is annotated as putative disease resistance protein RGA3. The record is from RefSeq and is a predicted model, not a curated record. The coding region runs from base 131 to 3127 and encodes 998 amino acids. Gene Ontology annotation, molecular function: ADP binding. The transcript is spliced from 12 exons. Gene Ontology annotation, biological process: defense response to other organism. Lineage: Eukaryota; Viridiplantae; Streptophyta; Magnoliopsida; Vitales; Vitaceae.
CUCCAUAUAUAGAUGUAUCAGUCUGAGAUCACUUACAGCCUUCUGAUCGUCUCUCAUCGUCUCUCUAGCUACACUUCCGUUCCAUCUACUUUCCAUCCUCUGCAGUAUUAUUUUCUUUGCUAUUUCAAAUAUGGCUGAACAAAUUCCAUUCGGUAUUGCUGAGAACCUUUUGAUGAAGCUGGGCUCUGCUGUUUUCCAUGAAAUUGGAUUAAUGUAUGGUGUCCGAGGUGAGCUGAGUAAGCUUAAGGAGAAACUGUCCACCGUCGGAGCUGUGCUUCUUGAUGCUGAGGAGAAGCAGGAGAGCAGCUGCGCAGUAGCAGAUUGGGUCAGGAGGCUUAAAGAUGUUGUGUAUGAUGCUGAUGACUUGUUGGACGACUUUGCAACCGAAGACUUGAGGAGAAAGACUGAUGAUCGUGGAAGAUUUGCGGCACAAGUGAGUGACUUCUUCUCACCUUCGAAUCAACUUGCUUUUCGAUUUAAGAUGGCUCAUGGAAUAAAGGCUAUUAGAGAAAGGCUAGAUGAUAUUGCAAAUGAUAUCUCCAAGUUCAAUUUAAUUUCCAGAGUUAUGUCUGAUGUCCGGGUAAGGAAUAAUGGGAGGGAGACGUGCUCUGUUGUGGAGAAAUCUCAUAAAAUUGUGGGUAGAGAAGAAAACAAAAGGGAGAUAAUAGAGUUGUUGAUGCAAUCAAGUACUCAAGAAAAUCUGUCAAUGGUUGUGAUUGUAGGCAUGGGGGGCUUAGGCAAGACCACCCUUGCUCAGUUGGUAUACAACGACCAAGGGGUGGUAAGCUAUUUUAAUCUUAGCAUGUGGGUCUGUGUUUCCGUUGAUUUCGAUGUUGAAGUACUCGUUAAAAACAUCUUAAUGUCUGCGACUAAUGAAGAUGUGGGAAACCUACGCUUAGAACAAUUGCAAAAACGUCUGCAAGAAAAGUUAGAUGGGAAGAGGUACUUGCUUGUGUUAGAUGAUGUCUGGAACGAGGACAAAAGGAAAUGGGGUCAGUUCAUAACCUUAUUGCCUGUUGGUGCAAAUGGGAGUAAAAUCUUGGUGACCACUCGAAGCACAAGAGUUGCAUCAGUUAUAGGAAUUGAUUCCCCAUAUAUUGUGGAAGGUCUUAAAGAUGACGAGUCUUGGGAUUUGUUUGAAAGUCUUGCAUUUAAAAAGGCAGAAGAGCAAAUGCACCCAAACCUUGUAGCCAUAGGAAAAGAUAUUGUAAAGAUGUGCAAAGGAGUUCCUCUUAUCAUCGAGACUUUAGGCAGAAUGUUGUACUUCAAAACCCAAGAAAGCCAUUGGUUGAGCAUUAAAAAAAAUAAAAAUCUUGUACAUCUUGGAGAAAAAAAUGAUAUUUUACCGAUAUUGAGGUUAAGCUAUGACAAUCUCCCCGUCCAUUUGAAACAAUGUUUUGCCUAUUGUGCAUUGUUUCCCAAAGAUUAUAUAAUUAAAAAAAAGUUGUUAGUACAACUAUGGAUGGCACAAGGUUACCUUCAACCAUAUGAUGAGAAUAUAGAUUUAGAGGAUGUUGGUAAUCAAUAUUUUGAAGAUUUAUUGUCAAGGUCAUUGUUUCAAAAAGUUGAAAAUAAAUAUGAUAACAAUAUGUUAAGUUAUAAAGUGCAUGACUUAAUUCAUGAUCUUGCACAAUCCAUUGUAAAUUCGGAGGUUAUCAUUGUUACUGAUGAUGUGAAGAUCAUUUCACAAAGAAUUCAUCAUGUGUCAUUAUUUACAAAACACAAUGAAAUGCUCAAGGGUUUAAUGGGCAAAUCCAUCAGGACUUUCUUUAUGGACGCCGGCUUUGUGGAUGAUCAUGAUAGUUCUAUAACUAGACUCCUUUCAAGCUUAAAAGGUUUGCGGGUAAUGAAGAUGAGUUUCUUCUUACGACAUAAGGCUCUGUCAUCUUUAGGAAAACUAAGUCAUCUAAGAUAUCUUGAUCUUUCUUAUGGGUGGUUUGAAAACCUCCCAAAUGCUAUUACAAGAUUGAAGCAUUUACAGACAUUGACGCUUUUCAAUUGUAUACGUCUAAAAGAAUUGCCGAGAAAUAUGAAAAAAUUGAUCAACCUGAGGCAUCUUGAGAUUGAUGAAGUAAAUAAAUUAAGUUAUAUGCCACGUGGUUUGGGAGAUUUGACUAAUCUUCAAACCUUGCCAUUAUUCUGGGUAAGGAAUGAUGGUGGGGAAUCCAGGCACAAGAGAAUGGGUAGGUUGAAUGAACUGAGAUUCCUUAACAAUCUCAGAGGACAACUACAAAUUAAAAGGCUUUCAAAUGCAAGGGGCAGUGAAGCUAAGGAAGCCAUGUUGGAGGGUAAACAGUACCUUGAGUGCUUGAGAUUAGAUUGGUGGAAACUACCAGCUACCCAGGAGAGUGAGGAGGCAAUGUUAGUAAUGGAAUGCCUGCAACCACAUCCAAAUCUGAAGGAGCUCUUCAUAGUUGAUUACCCAGGUGUGAGAUUCCCAAAUUGGAUGAUGAAUGAUGGGUUGGAUUUGCUGCUCCCAAACCUAGUCAAAAUACAAAUAUCGUCUUGCGACAGAAGCAAAGUUCUGCCACCUUUUGCACAACUCCCUUCUCUUAAAUAUCUAGAACUUUCCAAUCUAAUAGCUGUGGAGUGCAUGAUGGAUUACCCUUCAUCAGCAAAGCCAUUCUUCCCAUCUCUGAAGACACUCCAACUUUCUGAUUUGCCUAAUUUGAAGGGAUGGGGAAUGAGGGAUGUAGCAGCAGAGCAAGCUCCUUCAUAUCCUUAUCUUGAGGAUCUACGGCUGGACAACACCACUGUGGAGCUAUGCUUACAUUUGAUCUCUGUCUCUUCUUCAUUGAAGUCUGUGUCUAUUAGACGCAUAAAUGAUCUGAUAUCUCUGCCAGAGGGGCUUCAACAUGUUUCCACCCUACAAACUCUCACAAUUAGGGGUUGCUCUAGUUUGGCAACUUUACCAGACUGGAUCGGCCGCCUCACAUCACUUUCAGAGCUUUGCAUUGAAAAGUGCCCUAAUUUAACAUCACUGCCAGAAGAGAUGCGAUCCCUCCGCCAUCUACACACACUUAAAAUCAAUGGAUGUCCAUACUUAUAUGAAAGAUGCCAAAAGGAAACUGGUGAAGAUUGGCCUACGAUUUCUCAUAUUCCCGAAAUUAUCAUUCGGCGAUGGUGAAGCAGAUAUGUGAAGCUUGCCUUGUCUCUUUAAUGAAUGCGUCAUCCACAAUAAAUUUCGGCGGAGGAUAACCGAUGCAUAUGGAACGAGUUAGCUCACUUACAUCACAUUCCCAACCUAUACUCUUUUUAGCAUGUUGUCCAUACUUUGUCUCCACUAUUCAGUAGAACAACAAUAUACCACUUGAGCAAGGAGCACAUAUCAUUGAAUCCAUGUGGUAAGUGGUUAAUUCUCGUCUCUCAAGUUUCUUGAUCGUGGGAAUCUAAAUGCUUUGGGGUGCAUGGAUAACAAUAGCGACAUAUCUCCCUCAUUUUCAUUGAGAGGCAAGUUGGUUUGAGGGGAGUAUAAAAUAAGGAGAACUAGCAGGACCAUUCUUCCCAUUCCUGCCAUGAUGGAGGAAAAGAGACGGUGGAGGGAUAGUAUCAAUAUCACUAGCAAAACAACAAAUUUGAAGGGAUUACCCAUCAUCAGCAAAGCCAUUAUUCCCAUGUCUGAGGACACUCCAACUUUUUUAUUUGCCCAAUUUGGAGGGAUGGGGAAGGAGGGAUGUAGCAGCAGAGCAAGCUCCUUCAUAUGCUUAUCUUGAGGAUCUACAGCUGGGCAACACCACUGUGGAGCUACGCUUACAUUUGAUCUCUGUCUCUUCUUCAUUGAAGUCUCUGUCUAUUAGACGCAUAAAUGAUCCGAUAUCUCUGCCAGAGGGGCUUCAACAUGUUUCCACUCUACAAACUCUCAGAAUUUCCGGUUGCUUUAGUUUGGCAACUUUACCAGACUGGAUUGGCAGCCUCACAUCACUUUCAUACCUUUCCAUUCAAUACUGCCCUGAGUUGAGAUCACUACCAGAAGAGAUGCGAUCCCUCCGCCAUCUAUACACACUCGAAAUCGGUGGAUGUCCAUGCUUAUAUGAAAGAUGCCAAAUGGAAACUGGCGAAGAUUGGCCUAAGAUUUCUCAUAUUCCCGAAAUUAUUAUUUCGCGACAUUGAAGCAGGUGGAGGAUAACCGAUGCAUAUGGAACGAGUUAGCUCACUUACAUCACAUUCCCAACCUAUACUCUUUUUAGCAUGUUGUCCAUACUUUGUCUCCACUAUUCAGUAGAACAACAAUAUACCACUUGAGCAAGGAGCACAUAUUAUUGAAUCCAUGUGGUAAGUGGUUAAUUCUCGUCUCUCAAGUUUCUUGAUCGUGGGAAUCUAAAUGCUUUGGGGUGCAUGGAUAACAAUAGCGACAUAUCUCCCUCAUUUUCAUUGAGAGGCAAGUUGGUUUGAGGGGAGUAUAAAAUAAAGAGAACUAGCAGGACCAUUCUUCCCAUUCCUGCCAUGAUGGAGGAAAAGAGAUGGUGGAGGGAUAGUAUCAAUAUCACUAGCAAAACAACAAAUUUGAAGGGAUUACCCAUCAUCAGCAAAGCCAUUAUUCCCAUGUCUGAGGACACUCCAACUUUUUUAUUUGCCCAAUUUGGAGGGAUGGGGAAGGAGGGAUGUAGCAACAGAGCAAGCUCCUUCAUAUCCUUAUCUUGAGGAUCUACAGCUGGGCAACACCACUGUGGAGCUACGCUUACAUUUGAUCUCUGUCUCUUCUUCAUUGAAGUCUCUGUCUAUUAGACGCAUAAAUGAUCCGAUAUCUCUGCCAGAGGGGCUUCAACAUGUUUCCACCCUACAAACUCUCACAAUUGAAUAUAUCUCUGGUUUGGUCACUUUACCACACUGGAUCGGCCGCCUCACAUCACUUUCAAAGCUUCGCAUUGAACACUGCCAUAAUUUGUUAUUUCUGCCAGCAGAGAUGCGAUCCCUCCGCCAUCUACACACACUUGAAAUCUGUGAUUGUCCACUCUUAUAUAGAAGAUACAAAUACAAAACUGGUGAAGUUUCGGCUAUGAUUUCUCAUAUUCCCGAAAUUAUUAUUUCGCGACAUUGAAGCAGGUUGAGGAUAACCGAUGCAUAUGGAACAAGUUAGCUCACUUACGUCACACUCCCAAUCUAUACUAUCUUUAGCAUGUUGUCCAUACUUUGUCUCCACUAUUCAGAACAACAAUAAACCACUUGAGCAAGGAGCACAUAUUACUGAAUCCAUGAGGCAAGUGGUUAAUUCUCGUCUCUCAAGCUUCUUGAUCAUGGGAAUCUAAAUGCUUUGGGAUGCAUGGAUAACAAUAGCGGCAUAUCUCCUUCAUUUUCAUUGAAAGGCAAGUUGGUUUGAGGGGAGUAUAAAACAAGGAGAACUAGCAGGACCAUUCUUCCCAUUCCUACCAUGAUGGAGGAAAAGAGAUGGUGGAGGGAUAGUAUCAAUAUCACUAGCAAAACAACAGAUUUAGAUCUGUAUAACAUCUCUUCCACAAGAGGAGCCCUAAGUGCUUACUUCUCCUAAUUUGAUUUAUUCUAUUGCAGACCAAUACCAAAGGGGUGAUGUUGAGGAUUGGAUAGAUGCUUUUCAAUAUUCCAUAAAUAAAUAUUGACAUGUUAUGGGUACCCGAGGCAUAUGGGAAGAGUUAGCCAUUCAAUUCGAUAUUUAAGCUUUGCAUGUUGUCUAUAACAUGUCUUCAUUAUUCAGGUUUAGGACCCAUUCCUCUCUUUUUUGGUUUUGUUGGUUUAUUUUCUGUUAUUUAAUUUGCUAAAAAUUCUUAUACCUUGUCUUAUAGGAAGGGUGAAACAAGGAGAAUUAACAGGAUUAUUCUUCUCAUUUCUGCCAUGAUGGAGAAACUCAAAAACUAGAUAAACUUAAAACAUAUGUCGAGGUGGUAGUGGCAUUACCAGAUAAACAACAGAAGCUUCAUUCUUGCCAUGUUUUCCUUUUCUUCCUAUUCUCCUUGAGCCGACAUCCAUGCCACUGCAUCUAUAUCUUAAGGAUCCACAGUACCAUCUCCUUCAUUUCCUUUCUCCUUCCUACAUCCAUUGAUGUCUAUGCAUAUUGAUGGCGAUAGAGAAUCCAACAUAUGUUCCAAAAAAAGGAUUUUGGUACAUCAUUUCUCUCUUAAAUUUUGACAUGCCAUUGUUUAUUUGUCCAAGUCUAGAUAUUCGAAAUGUAAAUGCUAAUGGUGGUGAAAUCUUAUGUCUUAGGGAAUUUCAGCAAGUUAAAGAUUUUUAUGUGAAAGUAGGAAUCAAUUCUAAGAACUUGAGAGGUAGCAUUCAAUAUGUAUUCACCUUACUACAGCAAAGAAUCUAACACUUUGGGUAUGUGUUCAUUCUUUAACUUAGGUAAAAUAGAUGGUAAGUCACCUCACUAAGCUUGUUGUUAUUCAUUGUCAAGCUUGAAAUCACUACUAGAGGGAUGUCAAAAGGAAGCAUGUGCAGAUUGAUCUGAUGGCUUAUCAUGUCCCAAGAAUUCAUAUCUACCAGUCUCAAAUAGCUAAUGCACAAAGGACCUAUUCUCUCUUUACAAUUCGGGUGCACUAUCUGCAAUGCAUGUUCUAAGGUUUGCUAUGCCAACUUUUUUUCCUUCUUUUGAUGGCUACUUUAUUUCUUAUUUUCCAUUCAAUUUGUUCCAAUUCUUAUUUUAUAAGUUAUGUAUUGUUGGUGCAUAUGGAAUGAGUAAAUUCACUUGCAUCAUUAUGUCUCUAUUAUUCAGGUAUGUCAGUCCACUCCCUCUUCCCACCUCGAAACUCUUUAUAGCUUAGUUCUUCACUACAAAUUUUGUAAGAACUAUAAAAGCUCAAAUUCAACUAUUGUAUUUUAGUUGUUCAAAGCAAUAAAACAGCAACUAGUUGAGUGAGCGGCUCGUACUACUUGAAGUGCUUGAUUCAAUUUAUUGUUAGGUGCCUAGACAGAGGCCUUUAUAUAUAAUUUUUAACUGAAAACAAGUAAUAUGAUGUUUAGUGUGGAUGUUCUCUUCUAUGACAAAAGAGAGUAAUAAUUUCAUGUUCUUUUGCUCUUCUUUUGUCAGGAGGAAUUAUAUUGCCUAUUGCUAGGGGAAGAAGUUGCUAGAAUCCAAUACUGUGAGAGUGUAAAUUUUGGAGUUUCUUUGUAAUUGCAUUGCUUAUUUCCCAAGUUUUGUAAUCAAGUUGUUGGUUCCGAUAUCGUUGAACAUUCAUGACGUAUGGAUCUUCUAAUUUGCAGGCUCCUAUGACAUCUUUCAAACUCAACAAAGGAAAAAAGAUUGAGCUACAUGAUUGACCUCAAAGCAGAGAGAAUUAAUCAUUUUGAUGAGGUAUAUAUGGUGAGAAUCAAGUUUAAUCGAACUAUCCUUGGGACUGAUUUUUACUAGAAGAUAACCUCAUAUUUCAUAAUGUCAUUCAUUGUUGGCAUACAAAAGCUCAAUCAUUAAACAACUUAUGAAAUAAAAGGGUGGUCGAUUAAGAGAGGAAGAAUGGAUUCAAAAGUUGAUCUCCACUUCCCGCGCUUUCGAAGGCUUCAAUCAUGACUCAAAGAACAAGUUGGUUUAUUUAAAGGUUUUGGAAUCUCCUUGCAUGUUGUGGAAGUGUAUUUAGCUUCUAAAUAAAAGUAGAAUUCAAAUCCAGUAUCAACUUUCAAUUACUACAAAUUGCCACUCAAAUCUCCUUACAACCUUUCUAUUAGUUGUUUCUUUAUGCUUCUUCAAUGAUACUAUUAACAUUAUUUUAUGUUACUUUUGAUGUAAUCAUUUUCUAAUAUUUGUCUAUUUGGAUAUUGUAAUUUUUGGAUGAAACAUGAGUCGUUUCUUCUA